Messenger RNA from Colletotrichum orchidophilum, 1200 nucleotides. RefSeq lists its product as uncharacterized. The transcript is spliced from 2 exons. The coding region runs from base 1 to 1200 and encodes 399 amino acids. Lineage: Eukaryota; Fungi; Ascomycota; Sordariomycetes; Glomerellales; Glomerellaceae. The record is from RefSeq and is a predicted model, not a curated record.
AUGGAUUUCACGCCCAUUUAUCUGAUCAACCUGAUAUACGUGAUUCUAUUCUGCGCUUCUUUUCACCAGUGGUUGAAACCCUUGGCCAAUUGGCUAAUUACCAUCAACUUCCGACCCUUUCUCCGAGGCUUUCUGGAGCGUUUCACAGGCGACGUCGUGUCCAACAUGUUCGACCACGAGUCUUCGCUCAACUGGGGGGAUGAGUUCUCCUUCCUCAUCUUCGACUACUCGCUCGUCUCUGACGAUGAAACCUUGAUACAACUCUUGAUGGCAUGUAUUUUGAUCAGGAGCCAGCCAAUCGAAAUAGGGGACGAUGAACAGGAGGCGGAUUCUUCACACUGGACAUACUACCCCUGGCGCGUCAUGGAGGCCAUCAAACCGCGUUUUGACGUAGAAGAUGAAGAGGGUUGUUCAACAGACCUGAACUCUGAAAACGCACCCACUAACCCGGUGCCGCUCCCCGGCGUCGGUCAUCACUUUGCUCAAGGAAAAUGGCUAACACACCCACCGCCCGAAGCCGACCUACCAUCGCCGCGAGACGACCAGAUGCUCGCCUAUCUCCGCGACGAGUUUGACCAAGGGAACAAGAUCACCGGGGAACCAUUCAACGUCCGAUACGAGCUCGGCAUGUUCCACCGGGACCUGAUUCAGCAGCUCACCGCGUACCACUACCGCCGUCGGCGCGGAGCCGGUCCCAUAACGAGACAAGACGUUGCUGCGCGGGCCGAUACCAUGUGGGCGAGCAACCCGUCCCUGCGCCGCUUCCAGGAGCGGCACCAAACGGUACCGUGGGGCGUACCCGUGCCCUUUCUGACUUUUCAGCUCAUCAAGUAUCUGCCGGCGGCCAUUGAGCCCGAUCCGGAACUGCAGAGAUCGUGGGUCAGUAAGUAUCAAAUCGUCUGCAAUCCCGUCACCCGCACCGCCUACGUUCGGAUCAGGCCGGGUGGCGAUGAGGCGAUUGGGAUGACGGUUGAGGCCGCGGAGCAGAUGAUUGGCGGGAUGAGGCUGCUCCACGUGGAGAUGCUGAAGAUUUGGGGGCUCUGCCGUCGUCGACCGAUGUUCUGGUCGGGUGAGGAUUUGGAUGCGUUUGUGCGAGACAUUUUUGAAGGUGCUGCAUCUAGGAGGAAGAGGAUUCAUUUGGAUCCCAUUUUGAGCGCGAAGGAGCAUUGGAGGUACAUCAGAGAGGUGGAGGGUGUUUGA